Messenger RNA from Hansenula anomala, 1638 nucleotides. RefSeq names its product oxygen-dependent protoporphyrinogen oxidase (gene HEM14). The record is from RefSeq and is a predicted model, not a curated record. The transcript has a single exon. Gene Ontology annotation, biological process: heme biosynthetic process. NCBI's taxonomy places the organism in Eukaryota, Fungi, Ascomycota, Saccharomycetes, Phaffomycetales, Wickerhamomycetaceae. The coding region runs from base 1 to 1638 and encodes 545 amino acids. Gene Ontology annotation, cellular component: mitochondrial inner membrane. Gene Ontology annotation, molecular function: protoporphyrinogen oxidase activity, oxygen as acceptor.
AUGUCUCUAGUCAAGAAUUCAAAUAUUGCUGUCAUCGGUGCUGGGAUAUCUGGUCUGUCCUUCGUUUACUUUUUAUCAAAAUUAAGACCUGAUCUACACUUCACAAUAUAUGAACAAUCAAAUAGAAUAGGUGGUUAUAUCAACACGGAAGAGCAUCGCUUCAAGGGGGAACUCAUCAAUCUGGAUAAAGGCCCAAGAACACUGAGAGGUGCAAGUGAUGGUACAACCAUUAUUGUCGAUACAUUAAUCAAAUUGGGUCACAGUGAUUUGAUAAAUGUCAUACCUUCAAAUUCAAUUGCAAAUAAAAAGUAUCUACUAAGUCCCGAAAAUGAGCUGGUUCAAGUGCCAAAUGAUUUGAGUUCAACUUUUAAUUUUUUGAAGUCACCAUUAGGUAAAGGUUUAGUACCUGGUUUGUUAACAGAAGUUUUCAAACCACAAAAAAUUAAUAAAGAUGAAAGUGUUGAAUCCUUUUUAACCAGAAGGUUUGGAAAAUCUCUACCAAACAAUAUCAUGAGUGCUGUUUUUAAUGGUAUAUACGCUGCUGAUAUUGGAAAAUUGAGUGCAAAGACAACUUUGAAAUCAAUGUAUGAAUCUGAAUUACAAGAUGGUUCAAUAGUUAAGUCAAUGAUUAUGAAAAAUUUGCAAAAGGACACUAAAAAAGAUACAGUUUCACCAAUAUUGAAGGAUUAUGACCAAAAGUUCAAAGGGAUAUUCAAAGAUGCACCUUAUUAUCCAAUAUCAAGACUACAAUCAUUACUGAAAAGCUUUCCAAUGGUUGUAUUGAAAGGUGGAUUGAGUAAUUUACCAAACUUAAUUGGAGAGCAUCUUGCAAAGAAUAAUAAAAUCAAAUUUGUCAAAAAUGAUCCAAUCAUAUCCAUCAACCGUAACCAAAACAAAUCAAUCACAUUAAGAACUUCAUCUGGUAUAACCAAGGAUUAUUCUCAUGUUAGAUCAACUGUCAAUGCUACAACUUUUGCUCAAAUGUUACAAAAUGGUGCAUUAAUCUCCAGUGGAGAAGAAACUUCACCAACAGCGGAUAUUGCUCUUGAAUUGAAAUUCAUAAACAUCUUUUUAAUAAACUUAUACAUCAAGAAAAAUGUUUUGAAGAAUCAUGGGUUUGGUUAUUUGAUCCCAAAAUCCAAUGAAAACAAUGAAAGAGUUCUUGGUGUUAUAUUUGAUUCUGAUAUUGAAAAAUCAGCUACAAAACUAUUACAAUCUGACUCAAUAAAGUACUUGAAAUCUAAUGAGGAAGCUGCAUUACCAGUCAUUCAACCAGUGUUCAACGAUGCUGAUUAUACAAAGUUAACAAUCAUGAUGGGCGGUCAUUAUUGGGCUAAUCAUAAAAUCCCAUCAAGAGAGAGAUCAAUAAGUGCAGCAAAAGAAGCUUUAACAAACCAAUUAGGUAUAGAUUUUACAUCACUUUCACCUGAAGAUGAUUUCUAUAUUGAUUCUCAAUUGAUUCCAAAUUGUUUACCACAAUAUCAUAUAGGUUAUGAUGAUAUGAAAAAACGAUUUUUGGAGAGUGUGAAGGAGGAAUUUGGGGAAAGAUUAAGUACAGGAGGAAUGAGUUUUGGUGACGGUGCUGGUGUUCCUGAUUGUGUUGUUAAUAGUUUUAAGAAUGCUGCGAAUUUGGCUUAA